Molecule: messenger RNA, 1535 nt
Organism: Cynara cardunculus var. scolymus (artichoke)
Lineage: Eukaryota; Viridiplantae; Streptophyta; Magnoliopsida; Asterales; Asteraceae
Product: glucan endo-1,3-beta-glucosidase 5-like
Exons: 2
Coding region: 1-1491 (496 amino acids)
Biological process (GO): carbohydrate metabolic process
Cellular component (GO): plasma membrane
Molecular function (GO): hydrolase activity, hydrolyzing O-glycosyl compounds
Source: RefSeq, a predicted model, not a curated record
AUGGAAUCAUACAACUCAUCAUUUUUGUGGACUUUAAUGGUUGUUUUCUUACUAAAUAUCAGUUUUUUGUCGGUUCAGGGGCUCGGGGUGAACUGGGGUACGCGUGCAACGCACCCUUUGUCACCCGAUAUCGUUGUGAAGUUAAUGAAGGAUAACGGGUUUGAUAAAGUCAAAUUGUUUGAAGCCGAGCCUUUCGUGUUGGAUGCACUUAGGAAUUCGGGAAUUCAGGUUAUGCUUGGGAUUCCGAAUGAUUUCUUGGCAACGUUAGCAAGCGGUGUCAGGGUUGCAGAGGAUUGGGUGACGAAAAAUGUUUCUGCGUAUGUUUCACGUGGAGUCGAUAUAAGGUACGUAGCGGUUGGCAACGAACCUUUUUUGAAGACGUACAAAAAUAUGUUCACAAACGCAACUCUCCCGGCGGUUCAAAACAUUCAAGCCGCCUUAAUUAAAGCCGGUCUAGGCCGGCAAGUCAAAGUAACAGUUCCACUAAACGCCGACGUUUAUGAAAGCUCCUCCGCCGGCGUUCCAUCGGAGGGCAAUUUCCGGGCAGAUAUCCAUGAUCUCAUGAUCUCCAUCGUCCAAUUUCUAAGCGAUAACGCCGCUCCGAUCACCAUCAACAUCUACCCUUUCCUCAGUCUCUACGCUGAUCCGCAUUUUCCGAUCGACUUCGCUUUCUUCUCCGGAACAAACGCACCCGUCGUCGAUGGCUCGGUCUCGUAUACGAACGUGUUUGAUGCCAAUUAUGAUACACUCGUGUGGGCCCUCGAGAAGAAUGGGUUUUCGUCGAUGCCGAUAAUUGUUGGCGAGAUCGGGUGGCCAACGGAUGGUGACUCGAAUGCGAACCUACAAUACGCUCGGAAGUUCAACCAGGGUUUAAUGAGUCGAAUAAUACGAGGACAAGGUACGCCGAAACGGAAAACCCCACCGGACGUUUACGUGUUCGGGCUGAUUGACGAGGAUGCGAAAAGUGUAGAUCCCGGGAAUUUUGAACGACAUUGGGGCAUUUUUAAAUACGAUGGGAGUGUCAAGUACAAACUUGACAUGGGAAAGAACCGAACCUUGGUCCCAGCUAAAGGGGUCCGGUACUUUCAAAAACAGUGGUGCGUACUGGCACCGGGGGCGAGUGAAUCAGACCCUAAUUUGGCUGAUAGUAUCAGCUACGCUUGCACUCAUGCUGAUUGUACAAGUUUAGGUUACGGAUCAUCGUGUAAUGGCUUGGAUGCUCGGAGUAAUGCAUCGUACGCAUUUAACAAGUAUUUUCAAACGUUAAACCAACAAAAAGGAGCAUGUGAUUUUCAUAAUUUAUCGGUUAUUACGAAAAUCCAGCCAAAAACAGGAAAGGCGGGCUGCGAAUUUGAGAUCAUGAUCGAUCUCGGGAAGCACGAGAAGGCACGGAAGACACCGGCAUCGGCAGCGGCCGGGAGAUUGCAAGGUUACGGCUACUUGGCAAUCGUUGCGUUUCUUUUGUCAUCGAUCGUUGGAUGGGUUUCAUGAGGAGUUUUAGUUUUGAAUCUUACAAGAUUGUAUUAUAAGUGUAU